Messenger RNA from Yamadazyma jaroonii, 1023 nucleotides. The record is from the annotation of a GenBank genome assembly. NCBI's taxonomy places the organism in Eukaryota, Fungi, Ascomycota, Pichiomycetes, Serinales, Debaryomycetaceae.
AUGACCAAAUACGUGAUAUUAGGUUCUGGGGUGAUAGGGUUGUAUACAGCAUAUUUACUUCUUGAACAAGGAUUUUCUUCAAAGGAUAUAAGAAUUGUUGCUAAACAUGUACCCGGGGAUUUGUCCCAUGAUUAUGCUUCUCCUUAUGCCGGUGCUACAGUCAAUUUUGUCAAAUCCACUGAUCCAGACAUCAAAUCCUAUUACAAGUAUACCUAUCAAAAGUUAGGUGAAAUCAGAAAGAAAUUUGGAGCAUCCUCAUGUGGGGUUGAUUUGACUACCAACACCGAAUCUUGGAUUGAAAUGCCUAAAAAAGAACAAUUGGAAUUCUUCAAAUCUUAUAAUAAUAAUUGGAGGGAAUUGAAAGCUGAAGAAAUGCCUAAAGGUGCUAAAUUUGGUUUGAGCUAUCAAACUUUUGUUAUCAACAGUCCAUUAUUCAUUAGAAAAUUGUUUGAUUUUGUAACAUCAGAAGGAAUCAAAGUCGACAAAAGGGAAGUCAAGCACAUUCUGGAGAUAUUCGAUUCUAACACUGAAAUAGUAUUCAACUGUUCUGGUUUGGGGGCUUCCAAAUUAGGGGGUGUUGAGGAUUCCAAGUGUCAUCCUACUAGAGCCCAAGUAACGGUUAUUCGAGCCCCUCAUCUCGAAGGAGUUAGACUUCACUGGAAUGAAAGUGCUAACUAUAUGAUCAAAAGGCCAUUCUCGGGUGAUGAAGUCAUCUUGGGAGGAUUUUAUCAGCCUAAAAAUUACAACCGGGAUGUUAAUGGUUAUGAAACAAAGGAUAUUUUAAAAAGGGUUACUGAGUGUUUUCCUAUCUUAAAGGAAGGUCAAAGCAUCAAAGAUUUGGACAUUUUGAGAGAAGUAUCUGCGUUUAGGCCAGGGAGAGAAGGUGGAGUGAGAAUCGAGAAGGAAUCCAUAUCUGGCAAAACAGUGGUCCAUAAUUAUGGAGCGGAAGGCACAGGAUUUGUCCAAGGAUUGGGUAUGGCAAGACAUGCGAUCCAGUUGGCUAUCAGAUCCUCUAAGUUAUGA